Messenger RNA from Setaria italica (foxtail millet), 456 nucleotides. RefSeq lists its product as uncharacterized. The coding region runs from base 1 to 456 and encodes 151 amino acids. The transcript is spliced from 2 exons. NCBI's taxonomy places the organism in Eukaryota, Viridiplantae, Streptophyta, Magnoliopsida, Poales, Poaceae. The record is from RefSeq and is a predicted model, not a curated record.
AUGCCCCAGGGGUCGGCGCGGGACGCUCCCCAGGAGUCAGCGCGGAGCGCUCCCCGGAGGUCCACAGCGCCCGCCCCCUCCGUCGCGCCUGAGACUCAAGAGCAGCGGAGUGGCGACAAGCGGCCGUUGCCGGAUGCCCUGGGGUCAGCGUCCGGCUCCGAGGCGAAGCGCGCGCGUCGUCCUUGCUCCGGAGGAACCGCCGCCCCCCGUGGUCUUGUCCUGCAGCUGGCGCCCAAGAAGGCACUGUGGGUGUCGUCCGCCAAUGUGGGGCGGACCGCAGUCCCGCCCGCGGCGAGCGGCGGGGUCCCCGGUGAGGUCACGGGUCCCGCCACGGAAGCGGCCCCCGUGAUGGCGACCGGCGGAGUGGCGGCGCCAUCGGGCGCGAGAGAGGGCGUGGACCCCGCUCCGCCUUCUGCUUCCCUGGUCAACCUCUCGGUGCAGAGCGUCGCUCCCUAG